Schistosoma spindalis is the source of this 5022-nucleotide messenger RNA. The record is from the annotation of a GenBank genome assembly. NCBI's taxonomy places the organism in Eukaryota, Metazoa, Platyhelminthes, Trematoda, Strigeidida, Schistosomatidae.
AUGCUUACCAUUUUAGUAUAUAGAAUUCCAAAAUUCACUCAGACAGUAUUCACCUUCGAAACCAAGUUUUCUAACUGGAUCAAUGGAAGUGUGAUUGGUAGUCUUUCUCUGAGUGAUGAAAACUCCUCCUUAGCAUCAUGUGGAAGUGUUCAAUUUAACAUUGUACCUCGUUCAAACUACUUACCAGUAGCUAUCGAUGGAUCAACUGGUAUUUUGAAAGUAAUUGCAAGUGAUUAUGAAACAAUCAAGAAUAAUCACACCAUCACUUUUCAAGUGACAGUUAAGAAUGCAAAUACUUCCUUAGAUAUGUCUGAUGAUGCAACGGUCAACAUUUUAAUUGAUGGAAAGUAUUCUGAUGAAGAAACAGAAAGUGAGAUGACUGCAGACAAGAGGGGAGUCAUAGUUCCACCGGAUAUUAUCCGUGUCACAUUUUCCAGAGUAUACAUCCAAGAUAAUCCAAACUAUUGUCUGUUCGAUACAUGGUUUAUUGAUUCCAUAAUUGUCCUCCCACCUGGAAAUCAUAGUUUGAUCAUGAAUUUUUCUGGUCCGUCUAUAAAUAAUAUCUAUUACGGAUAUAUACAAUAUUUGUUUGCUUACUACAACGGUACAAAUAUAGCAAAUAAUUAUCCUGUGAAGUUUAGUAAUCUCACAUACUUGAACAAUAAUUCAUCGCCUUCAAGUUUCUUAAUGACAAGUCAAAUACUCGUUUCAUCUGCUCUUGCGGAUAAUGAGAAGAACUUCAGUAUUAGGAUGAGAUUCAGAACUGGUCUUUUUCCUGAAAAGACACCUCCUCCAAUGGGUACCAGUUUAGUAGUUACAACGGAAGCAUUAUUGACUCCAAAAAUUACUGUAGAUUUUUCCAUGGUCGUUUCUUCGAACUGUCCAACUCAAUAUGAUGCAGUUAAUUUCAUAAAGUGUCCUCAGUCGGUUAAUUAUGGUGGAGUUUAUGAUUAUUCUGUGAACUUCUUUAUAAGUAGACCAAUACGAGAUUAUACGUUCACAUUCAGUACUGAUCAAUACAGUGCUUCGAUUGGACAUAUAUCUCUAACUCUACCUCCAACAUUUGCCACCUAUCCAGAAGGUUACAAAAUAAAUACGGAGGAAUUCGUUGCUCCGACUUUCGUAUUGACAACUUUUGGCUACGUAAGUAUUACAAAUUUAAUGAAUUUAGGAGCUUAUGAUACUUCUCUACCAGUGGCCAACCGCUCAGUUCGUCUAACAGUUUUUGUUCAUGUCUCUAAAAAUGGCAUAACACCAAUUAAGUUUGAAGCAAAAGUCUCACCAACAGGAGAAAAUUCUACAGUGAACGUUUGUGAGAGUCAAGUCUCCUCAUUUACAAAUUACAGUGCGCCUGGAAAAAACUUUAUUUCAAUAAAGGAUAUUCCAAUCUUGAAUCAGGUUGAAAAGACUCAAUUCUUCACAGUUCAACUAACUGUUACACCAAAUACAUAUUCUUAUUAUACUCUUGGGGCAACCAUCCAAAAUAAAAUACUUGGAGAAAUGUGUUACAUUGAGUACUUGCUAGAAGAAACCAAUCAAACAAGAAAAGUCAGAUUAAUAUCAGAAUACACUAUAUUGAACUCACGAAGAAGUGGUAGUAGUACACCACUUGGUAUAUUCGAAAAUAAAAAUGCCUGGAAUAUCACUUAUAAUUUUGUGUUUGGAAUAAAGUUAUGCUAUGACACCAGUUAUGUAACAGGUGAUGUGAUCCAAAUACAAUUUACUUUAAGUACAGAUACACUGGCUGUGAAUACACAGAAUGUUGUAUUUUCAAUAAAUUCUAUGGUCCAGCCACCAUCCAUUAUUCCUCCCUCCAAAGUUCCAACACUUACUAUCGAAAAAAUAGAACCACGAAAUUCACAACCACUGGUCAACUUUCCCGCCAUUGUUGAAUGUCGUGUGAAAUUUUUUGAGGAUUUAGUUUACACACCAGUCAUUCUCGUGAUACAAGCAAAUCCAGCUUAUGGUAUCAUAACUAGACAAAAUAUCCAGACAGUUGGAUAUUUAUUGAAAACGAUGGCACCUGUAUCGCCUUCUUACAUUAUAAAAACCUUAUCAGCAACUGCUAUAGAUAAUAUGGUUUAUAUUAACGUGGAGAGAACUUAUUAUGAAGGAACUGUGAAUGAUUCAACAUCAUCAUUAACAAAUGAGAUAAGUUAUCACAUUCCAGUGUUUACUGCUAAUUAUAACAGUGUACCGGUAAAUUUCACUUACAAUAUGACAAUUGGUUCCUAUUCUACUUCUGGUAGCUUUAUGUUUAUUACUACUACUCCAGCAACAGUUUUGAUUCGAGUUUACAUAGAUGAAGGUGAAGUAUAUUUCUUGAAACCUUGUGUUAUAAUGCAUUACUUUAUCUCCGUAUUAGUUAUUGAGCAAAUGACCAUCUUUGAAGGCACCAAUUCUAUAUUUUGUUUAAGCUUUUGUCGUAUGGGUACAAUAAACUUCAUUGAAUGUCUAGUAUAUGAACGUUUGAGUGGAGAACCGUUUGUUAAUCUGGGAUUCUCCAAUAUUUCAAAGGGAAUCGUACCAACCAUCAAUGCAUUUUAUCGUUUGGCAGUUCAAGAUCCCAAUUAUACAUAUAUACAAAUGUGCAGUGGAGGACCGAUUGAUAUAACUGCAGUUACAUAUCCAAUGGGAAAGCGUUGCUCGUACGUAACUCAAUGGAUUAGUCGACUUCUAAAUAAUGUUAUCGCUUUGAAUAUAACUAAAGUGUCUCUGUGGCAGUAUGGAGGGGGUGUGUGGAUACCAAGAGGAUUUUCUAUUAAUAUGACCUAUGUGGAUAGUUUGGUGAGAGUGGAUUUCGGCCCAGUUUGUCCUACAUUUGAAGGUAGUUAUGUCAUGAUUAUACUAUUAACUGCUUACAUAUUAGGGGAUUGCAAUACAACACAGACGACAACCUAUUCUUUCAAAGGCUGGCAUAAUAUGAGUGGCAAUACAAGGGUUUUUAAUACAUAUAGCAUGGAUAUCGCAGUUACACCAAAUUUUCCAGAUUAUACUGACAUAAUGAUUGAAUUACUUCCAAUAAAAGUUAACCUUCAGCCAGGUGAAAGAACAACUAUUACUGUGAAGUACAUAUUUCCACUGAAUUCCACUUAUGCAAACUCGACUGUAGAAAUCAGUGGAGGUGGAGUAAAGGAAAACAAUGAGACAAUAAUAAGUAUCAUUGAUUUCAAAAUAAGCUUAGGUUCAAAUUUAGUACCACCGACAACUGCUUAUCCAUCUACCUAUAGGUCAAAUAAUCAAACAGGCCUUAUGGAUCGCCUGACAAUUCACUUUGAAAAUAUCGUUAAUAUCGGAACCGUUAGUGUACCUCUAAUGCGCAACACUGCCAUCCUUUCAGUGGAUAUCCAGUUAAGUGAUAGUAAAAGUGUGGAAAACGGGACUGUCUGGUUGCUGCAAUUUGCUGGUCGAUUCAAUAAUAUUACAAAACUCACCAACUUAUCUGUAACUUGUGUUAGAACUGGCUUGGAAAAACCUUCAAUUAAAGUUGUACCAUCUCAAUUAUCACUGAUCGCAUCCAAUGAUUGCCCUGAUCGGGAUGAGGUUCAUCUUCAAACUCUCGUUCAAAUGAUGAACGGUACCGGAUUGGAAUGCGAAAGACAGUCAAUAAUCUUCUAUUUCAAUUCGCAGAUACAAUCAAUUGACGUAUUUAAUAAAACGGGGAAUAUAGACGAUAUAACAUUGAAAACCCCUUUAAAUCCAGUAUCCAAAUCGAUUCAGUUCACAACCGGUCAUUUAUACUUUGGUCAAGGCUAUGCAGCUAUCUUUCGAUUGAAAUUUCAAUCACCUCGUACAUCUGUUGCGAAAUACCCAGUUCUAGUCGAAGUUGUUUGUAAACCGUAUGAACGUAACAUUUCUGUCUUUAGUGGCUGUGUAAGAUCAAAAUUUUAUAAAUUUAGAUCUCAUAUACAUGUGGAACUUGACCACCAUACAUACUCAUAUCCAUGUGAUUUGCCUCAUUACAAGGCAUUGCGGAAUCCUGCUGUGCCGUUGCCUAGUCAUCAGUCAGAUACAUUCCUAAAUGUUCAUGAUCGUCUGUUUUAUUGUGGACGUGCAUUUAAUAUGAAGGGGUCAUUUGAUUUGGAGAGACGUUGCUUCAUGAUUAGCAAAUUACCUGACAGAAAAUGGAUAGACAUGGGACCAUUUGUUGAACAGAUCAUAGCAUAUACAAAUCCAAUUGGCAUAUUGUUCGGUUUGGGAGCAAAUGGUGGAGGUGUAGUGAUGAGUAAGAACUUUGGAAAAACAUGGAUUUCAAUCAACCCAUUCAUGUAUCAAAACACUUUGAAUACGUCGACUGAAAUCAUCACAGCAAGUGACGUACCAUGGAUUUCAUUGACUGGAUCAAUUGACAAUACACUAUUUGAGUCCUUUUGCAAGAUGCGAGUGGCUGAACAAUGGAAUGUUUGCAUCAACCAAAUCUAUGCCAACCAAAUGCUGUUAGCUAAUUGGACUUACACAUGCCCGAAAAUCAAGCUGUUUUAACCAAUCAGUUAUCUGGACCGGAAAUACGAACAUAACUUAAACACUGGUGAACUUGAGUCGUGUAAAAUCCAGGUUGUAUACGAUUAUGUAUUUGUCAGCGAAUUUCUAUUCAAACUGUUAUCUCAUUAUUCAUCGAACAAUUUACCUAUUUUUAAUCAACUAUAUGCUUGUGAAACUUCAAUUUCUUUUGCUUUGAUGAAAACGAACAUCAUUUGAGUACCAAAACAGUUGAAAAUCAAGACAUUUGGUCAGUUACUCGCCAAUUUUAGAAGAGAAUUUCGAAGGGUGUUCGGUAUCAGUGAAUAGUUUGUUAAAUUUUAAAGUUCAUGAUGAUGUAAUGUAAAGCCUUGUAAAAGUGCAAAGUAAAAUGACUCCACGAUUGAUGGUAGGCCUAGAUUAGAUCCUUUGUCGUGGAAUGACGGCACAAAAUCCAUGCAUUUGAGUAAAUGCUUUACUUAAUGAGUGAAGACUUAUUAUUAUUAUUGUUAUUAUUUUUAUUAUACUGUUUUAAAGUCACUAUAAUUACAAAAAGAAAAGUGU